Messenger RNA from Lingula anatina, 2817 nucleotides. Its product is annotated as RING finger protein 145. Gene Ontology annotation, biological process: ERAD pathway; proteasome-mediated ubiquitin-dependent protein catabolic process. Gene Ontology annotation, cellular component: endomembrane system. Lineage: Eukaryota; Metazoa; Brachiopoda; Lingulata; Lingulida; Lingulidae. The record is from RefSeq and is a predicted model, not a curated record. Gene Ontology annotation, molecular function: zinc ion binding; ubiquitin protein ligase activity.
CACGCGAACUCAUCCGUCAAAAAGCAGUGUUGCAAGGCGCACAUCCUGACAUCUACAACUAGCUUGGUGUGUGGAAGAAGAUGCCGAUAGAGUCGGAGUUCUUGUUGACAUGUGUGAAUGUCAUUUUAAGGGUUCCAGCUUUAUACAUUUAUGAAAUCUGGAGCAGAGAUGAGUUUAGUGCAAAUAUUCAGAAGCAGCUGGGUGCUGACGAAGCAGCUGGUGAAGGUGAAUUGGCGCCUGGCGCAGCGAUGUUAGAUCUUACGCUGCCAUGUCUUGCCCUUGCAAUUGCAUUCCUGCCUAUAGAGAAACUGGUGGACUUCUACAUGUAUGUGAUGAGUGCAGUUCUGGUCAUCAUUUGUGCCGGCCUUUGCAAGGUGUAUAUAAUGACAGAAAUAGAAGACUUUGAGAAGAGUGGUGGCAGAAAUGAAAUCAACUUAAUGAGACUGGGGAUACACCUCAGUCUACAAUGCUUGAUCAUAUCAGUAAUCACAUAUUUGCUGCAUUUAAAACACUGGACCAGAUUUACUCUUUUAGUGUAUACGGUUCCCAUUAUAGCUAGACUGUGUUAUGUCAAUCCUUAUACUCUUCUGAGCACUUGGGAAUUUGGAUGCACAUAUUCAGUAAUUUUAGUCAUCAUAUUGUUUAUCAGCCACCUGAGCCAGAUAUUUGACGUGAUCAAUCAGGGUUUGCAUGAGGCCAGUGUUGGACUGGCUGUAUAUGGCUGGUUAAGUUAUAUAUUGAUAUUAUGGAGAAAAUUAUCAAUGCAAGUGCAGUUCUUGUUAUUCUGGGUAUCAAUGUUCUUCUUUCGAUUAUACAUCAAUGCAAAUACUCUUGACAACCCACUUUUUGAGGACGGUUGGCUGGACGGAUGGCUUCUCAUAUUUUUGGCCAGCAUUGGAGACUGUUGUGGCACUGCAGUCAGUGUGUUUGGCCUCUGCGUCACGGUUUCAUAUGCAUCAUAUGCUACUCUGGCUGCCACCAAGCUGUAUUUGCAAGGCUGGAAUGGAUUCACAGACGAUCUCAUGUUACACGGUGGAUGGACAGAAGGAUUUACAAUGUUUCUGCUUGCCAUGCAGACUGGCAUCACAGAACUGAAGUCGGAAGAAAGAGCAUUUUUGAUGAGCAUUGUGUUGUUUAUAUUGGUCUCAUCUCUUUUGCAGUCAAUGUAUGAGAUAACAGACCCCAUUUUACUAGGCUUAAGCGCAUCACAUAAUAAGAGUUUAGUUAAACAUGUUAAAGCGGUACUUCUCUGCACUUUUUUGUGGAUUUUUCCAUUGUUUAUGACGUACAUUAUCUGUUCAGUGUUCGAUGUUGACCUCUGGUUAUUAGUGAUAGUGUCCAGUUGUUUGCUGACCUCUGUCCAGGUUAUAGGCUCCCUUGUUGUGUAUUCAUUAUUUUUCUAUGAUGCUUUGCUUACUGAACCAUGGGAAAAGCUAGACGAUUACGUUUACUAUGCUCGAGCAACUAUAAGAGUGUUGGAAUUUUUAGUUGCCGUAUUUGUAGUGUUUUAUGGCACAAAAGAAUCUAUAUUUGGUCAGUGGAGCUGGAUCAACAGUUCCAUUCUUAUUAUUCACUUUUAUUUCAACAUAUGGCAAAGAGCACAAGAAGGAUGGAGGAGCUUUUUGCUCCGUAAGGAAGCUGUGACAAAAAUUUUAUCUCUCCCAGAAGCAACAGAGGAACAGUUAGCAGCCCAUAAUGACGUGUGUGCCAUCUGCUACCAAGAACUGAAAACGGCGCGUAUUACUCCUUGUCAGCAUUAUUUCCAUGCUCUGUGCCUCCGCAAGUGGUUUUAUGUUCAAAAUAGGUGCCCCAUGUGUCACACCACAAUAACUAUGCCAGGUGAAGGUACUGCCACUGAAGCAGAACAAGACGAAGAAUUACCCAAUGAAGCUAAUAUACAGGAUGAUGUGGGAGAUGACGUUCCCAGAAAUGAGGAAGCACGAGAUGACGUUCCUGCAAAUGAGGAAGCUCCAGAUCAGGAUUUUAUUGAUUGAUCCAGAACAAGAAAGCUUCUGUGGAAUCAAAUUACAAUGGGCAGGAAGAUUGUAGCAGUGUGUUCACAGUCAGGUUCAGAAAGGACAUGCACCAACUGAGAGCCAGAAUUUGUACAAAUAGUUAUUUAAAAAUUUUUUUAAAAAUAAAUUUUAGGGUCUCGGAUGUUAACGCAAGAAUCUUGGCUCCCUCUUUAACUUUUUUAUAAUUUGCAUAAUUGGUUGUUGGUACAAUUUAUAGAAAGGAAAUAUGUAAUAUUCUAGAUUCGGUUUCUGUUUUGACAUAUAUCCUUUGACAUUUAUACAGGCUGAUUUAUAUGCACCAAAGUUAGGGAUACUAAAGAUGGAUUUUUUAAAGUUGUGAAAAUGGAUGAGAAAGGUCAUUGAACUGAUUAUUUUUAUACAUGGUGCUUUUAUUUAUCGAAGCAAACUGUAUUUUACAUUUUUUUUAGCAUUCUUAACAGAAAAUGUUGCUGUGAUUAGUUGAGUCCCACUAGGAGUGCUGCCAACAUAUUUUUAUAUGUGAUUUGAAAUUGGUGCAGAGAAGAGAAAUGAAAAGAUAUGUUAAGAUAAACUUAGAAUCCGCUCAAAAGAAGUAUUCUGUUAUCCCAGAUUUUGUUAACAUAUGUUUGUGAUUCUGUAAGGACUUACUUCAUUCACCAUAACCAAUACUUCUCAGUAAUUUCUUUCCCAAACAAAAAAUAGCACUUAUUGUUUAGAAAAUUUCAGGGUUUCUUUAAAUUUUGAAAAAUACUAGCAUCUUCAUUUUAUGGUGUACUUUUUCAGAUGUGCUCCUUUGAAUAAAUAUUUUUGUUAAGUAUAAUCA